UCAGGUGUCAAACCCGUAAUGGGGGACAUGAAGACCCCAGAUUUCGAUGACCUGUUGGCAGCGUUCGACAUUCCGGAUAUCGACGCCAAGGAGGCCAUCCAGUCCGCGCCAGAUGAGGCGGAGGGACCCCACGGGCCCAGCGGGGCACCUCUGGGGAAGACUGACAAUACGGGUGUUCCGCUCAGCCCCUCGGAUCCGCAGGGGGACACGUCCAUUGUAAGCGUGAUUGUGAAAAAUAAAGUGCGUGCCGAGACGACGGCGAGCGGCGACGACGGAGAUGCCGAGCCGGACGCUAUCGAUGUGAUUGCCGGUGUAGAUGUCGGUCCUCGUCCUGGUGGGAUGGUGGAAUCGGAUGCUCUUAAUCAUAACGGUUUCGGGAUGUCUGGCGUCUCUGCCCCGCUUUCCGUCGGCCAGUCCAACGGUUCCCCGUGGCCCCUUAGCGCACCUAAACCACCGGCAGAAACUUCAGGUGCGGGUGCAGCCAAGUCUGCUAAGCAGGGAGGGAAUAUAUUUAACAGACUCAAGCCUCUAUUGGGCCCGGGUUCUGGAGAUCCGGUGGGCCGGGCGAGGAAGAUGCAGCUUCUCCAACAGCAGCAGGAUGCAGGGCAGGAAAGAGCGGACAGCCUAAAAGCGGUGCUACCCUCCGGAUCUUCAGCAGGACAUGCUCCAACUUACUUCCCGCCCUCUAAACCUCUUCCGUGCCCACCCGCUACACUCUCGACCCAAGUCAAACCUUUCAAUGGUGCCCCCAAAAUGGCAGACUAUCAACAUCAGCAGAUGGCGGAGGAAGAGGAUGAGGAUUCUGAUGCAGAUUUGGACAGUCCGCUGGUCAUCCAGGAGAGCCCAGACUCCCCCGUUUCCACACAGAUGAACCGUCGUUAUAAGGAUUUAACCCAGCCUACGUCGUCCACUCAGUCUCCACCCAAGCCAGGGUACACCCCCCAGGGGGCGUCUCUGACCCCCCAGUCAGGGUCCGCCGGGAACGAGACUCCUCAACCGGAGGAAAAGAACCCGGAGCAUGUCAUCGAAGAGAGGGACUCGCCAGAGAGCCCUGAACCGGAGGCGCCUAAAGCAAGCCCUCAAGUUGUGCCCGCCAAGAGAUGUUCCAGCCCUGCUGUAGCCUCCACACCACCUUCUUCUGAGCUAAGAGAGCCCAAAGAAGAGGAGGAGGAGAUGGAGGUGGGGAACGGAAUUGACAAGGUGGCGGACACUAAUGCUGACAAGGCAGAAAAUGCGUGCGAGGAGAAGAUGGAGGUUGACGAGAGCAAGCCUAAAGGUGUCCCUGCCGGGGGCACCGUAGUCGCCGCACCCGGGGCUCCUUCUCGGCCCCUCAAGGUACGAAUAAAGACCAUCAAGACAUCCACAGGCGGCAUCACCAGAACAGUGACUAGGGUGGCUCCCAAGGGUGCCUCUGGGGGCAAAGGUCCUGAUGCGAAAGGGGGCGGAGAGCGCAAGGUUUUGGUGAACAAAGCUCCAAAGACUGACCAGCAACAGAAUGUGAGCGCCUUAAACGCCCUCCCGGUGUCGACGCUAGCCGCCAGCAGUGUCAUGCUAGCCGCCGCCACUAAAGUGCAAAACAAAAUGGCUGCCUCGGACAAAGCUAAGGUUUCCGUCACUGCCGUCAACAUCACAAAAUCAGCAGCUCUGCCCGCCACUCCCGCCGUGGCCUCAUCGCCCAAAUUCUCCGGGAUCGGUGUGCGAUCGGCCGCCAAGGGGUCGCCCAACGGCACUGGCGGCACCCCCCAGUCCAAUAAACCCGCUUCCAUCGUAAACAGCACGGGCGCCGUCAUCUCGCGUAGCCAGUCCAGCCUGGUGGAGGCUUUUAACAAGAUCCUCAACAGCAAAAACCUGCUGCCCAGCUACAAGCCGGACCUGUCGGCGCCGCCGCCCCCCGAGUGGGGGCUCCCGCUGCCGGCCGCCGGCUACCGCUGCCUGGAGUGCGGUGACGCCUUCGCCCUGGAGCGCAGUCUAGCGCGCCACUACGAUCGGCGAUCGCUGCGCAUUGAGGUGACGUGCAACCACUGCGCCAAGCGGCUGGCCUUCUUCAACAAGUGCAGCCUGCUGCUGCAUGCCCGAGAACACAAGGAACGAGGCCUGGUCAUGCAGUGCUCGCACUUGGUCAUGAGGCCCGUCACCGUGGAGCAGAUGAUCGGACAGCAGGAUGUCACCCCGGUCGGCAGUGUGCUCUCGUCUUCAUCUCCCUCCACUGCUUCCUCAUCCGCCACCUCCAGCUCCAGCCCGAUGAAGGAUGGUGCGGCCACACCCGGCGGAGGUCCACCCCGACAGGUCCGACGCGCCCCUCAAGGCCCGCAGGCUUUAAUGCCCCUGCCGUGCAAGAAGGCCGAGAGCCUGCAGUACAACAACUACAAGUGUCCAGAGUGCCAAACGCAAUUUUCUUGCAAAGCGGCGCUGGUCACGCACUUCCAGCAGAUCAGAGCUGCGCCCAAUUCAACGUGCUCUCAGUGCUCUCCGCCCAUGAUGCUCCCCAACUCGUGCGCCGUGGCAGCCCACCAGAGGAUCCACAAGCACAAAGCUCCCCACGUGUGCCCCGAGUGCGGGGGCGUUGCGCGGCAAGCUGGCUUCCAGACUCACUUGGACGAGGCCUGCCUCCACUUUGCCAGGCGUAUCGGCUACAGGUGUUCAAGCUGCCAGGUAGUGUUUGGCGGCUUGAAUUCCAUCAAGUCCCACAUCCAGACGGCCCACUGCGAGGUGUUUCACAAAUGCCCCAGCUGCCCAAUGGCCUUUAAGUCAGCGCCAAGCGCUCAGAGCCACAUCGGCACGCAGCACCCGACGCUCACUGGCGGACAGGCCAAGAUGAUCUACAAGUGUGUCAUGUGCGACACUGUGUUCACCCAGAAACCCUUGCUCUACAUGCACUUUGACACACAUCUGGCCAAGCAGAAAGUGCAUGUCUUCAAGUGUCCUGACUGCACCAAACUUUACGCGCAGAAAGGCUCCAUGAUGGAGCACAUCAAGACGACGCACAGAUUCUCCUCAGCAAAACAAGAAUCCGACCCCCCAGCCGCCGUCCCAGCGUCGGGCUCAAAGGCCAAACCCCCGGCAAAGCCCGACAACUCCGAUGGCGAAGACUGGGGGCGAGAUAAUGAGGAUGACGACGAUGACGAAGAGGAGGAGGAAGAGGACGACGACGGGGACGAAGACUACGAGGGGCCCGGCUCGGGGUCGGUGGGUCUGACAGCUGGCGCCCCUACAGAGUGGACUUGCCCGCAGUGCCAGAGCGUUUUCACUGACAACGAAGACUAUCUCAGCCACGUCAAGACAGAGCACGGCAAGUUCCCUUGUCGUAUCUGUGGAGGAAACUUUAGUACGUCCUCCAGCCUCAGACGCCACGAAAGAGUCAUCCAUGAGGGCAACAAGAGGGUUUUCCAUUGCCAAUAUUGCACAGAGGGUAAACGUACCUUCGGCAGCCGCUUCCUGCUGGACAAACACAUCCGGCUCAAGCACAAGGGCACUGACGGGCAGGCGGCUCCGAUGACCAGGAAGCGCGCUGCCACGGGCGCAGAAGGUCCCGGCAGCUCCUCGGAACAGGACGGCGAGGGAGUUGCUCCCGCCGGCAGGCCCGCAGAUGAGGAAGAAAACGCCCCGGACGAUGCGGAGGAAGGGGGCGCUGCCCCCGCCAAGAGACCCCGUGCCUCGACGGAGCCGGAGGAAGAGGGCAGCAGCGUGUUCCGCUGCGUGCCUUGCGGCUUCUCUACGGAAGAUGGCGCCGAGUUCCAGCGUCACAUCCCGAUGCACCGCGCUGACACCGCCUCUUUCCAGUGCCUGCAGUGCGGCGUCUGCUUCGCUUCGGCCGGCUCGCUGGGCCGACACCGCUUCAUCACCCAUCGAGUGCGGGACACCCAGGGCGAGGCAGAGCGCAGCGGGGGUCGUGCAUCCCCGGAUGGCUCGCCCCGCGCCGGCGCCACCUCGCCUCAAGCUCUGGGCGAGGACGCCGACGGCAACCUGAUCUGCAGGGUGUGCGGGCGGCGUUUCGACAAGGCGUCGGAUCUCAACACCCAUUUCCGGACCCAUGGCAUGGCCUUCCUCACAGCACACAAGACGGACAAACCCCAGUAG
Messenger RNA from Nerophis lumbriciformis (worm pipefish), 4077 nucleotides. NCBI's taxonomy places the organism in Eukaryota, Metazoa, Chordata, Actinopteri, Syngnathiformes, Syngnathidae. The record is from RefSeq and is a predicted model, not a curated record.